AUAGAGACCGAUGCUGUUCAGCGCGAGAGGGCCUGGAGAGGGUGGGUGUGAGAGAGAAGGUGUCUCAGGUCUCGGGCGCGGGAGGGGGUGGCGGAGAGGACAGGGAGAUUCCCCAGCGCUGGCUCUGAAAUCUGGGGCAGGCUUUCCUUGCCUUACUGCCAAUCCCAACUGUGCCUGGUAGGGUUUGUCCCUGGCGUCAAAGGUAGGAACAGCUGAGCCCUUAGAUGUACCCCUGACGGCGAGAGCCCAGGAGUGGGCGUUUCACUUUUCCUGCGUUUGGGGAGUCCCUGAGGCUAUGCCCUUUGACCUUUGACAUGUGUGCAGCUUCUGCUUCUCCAGAUAAUCUGGUAUUCCAUAUGAAAAAUGAGAUGAGAAACAUCAAGUACAAACCAGUAGACUAUCAACAAUUGCGUGCAUUAACUGAAGCAAAGAAAUUGGCUUCUGCCUCUGCAAAGCUAAAGAUCAGAAAAGCAAUGUUGACUUCAAAGUUAUCCAAAGAACAAACACUAAUAAAACAACACAAGCAAGUGUGGUGGCAGGAAUACCAGAGGCUGAAUGAAGUCAGAUGUAAAAUGGAAUCUGAAAUAAAAUCCCUUCUCAAUGAAGAGAACAUUGGAAAUGAAUGUCUUUGUGACCUUACAAAUUUUGAGCAAGAGCUAUCAGAACAACAGUGCACAUAUCUUAAAAAUGUAAUAAAUCCUAUUCAGCAGCUGAGAGCAGAUCUAAAAUACAGACAGCAUCACACUUUGCAGCAUUCACACCCACAUAUUGAGUUUAACUCCAUGAAAGUAUUGGAAGAGGUUGACUUUGUGAAGAAACAAUUGAAAACUGUCUUUGAAAGACUUAGGCUGGAGCAACAGAGAAUAGAAAAUGAUCUUUCAGACUGGAGUAUAAAGAUUCUAGAUCAUUCUUUGGAAGAAAAGACUAACCCGCUUAGUGAACUGCCCAUUGAAUUAGAAAGUUUGGAAUGCCCAUACCCUGAUUUGAAAUCUUCAAUUCUCAGUGAGUUCUAUAAGUUUACACAGAAAUAUCAGAAGAAGCUUCAAGACUUUAAUCUGCAGUUGGAAGACAUAUACAGAAACUGUCAACUAAGUGAAGAAGACCACUGGAUUUACCAGGCUAUUUUGGAUCAGUACCCUGGAGAUCUCUUUGGAAGAAGGACUCUGUAUCUGGACAUGUUACAAAGAUAUUUUCCUCACAAAUCUAGGCAUGAUUUGGUUGAACACGAGAAAUAUUGUGACCAAUAUCGCUUUGCUAUAGAGCAGCAAAAUAUCCUGAUAUCAAAUUGGAAUAAAAAUAAGAAAGACUUUAUACAGAAGGCUGUGCUGACACUCACUGAGGCUUGUGCAACACAUGAAAUGGAGAGCAUGUUGGCUAAGGACAAGAAAAAGCAACAGGAAUUGUGUGCUGAUCUGAAAGCCAAGGUUCGUCAAUGGCGAGCCCACCAAGAAGAGGUAGCAAGACUGGAAAUGGAAAUUUCUGCCAGAAGAAGAGAAAAGGAAGAGGAGAAAGAGAAACUGUGGAAGAAGAAGGAAUUGUUGCAAAGAGCAGAGAAGAAAAAAAAAAUAAAAAAAUACUGGGCCAAGAAAAAACAGAAGUGGCAAGAAAUGGAAAUGAGAGAUCUUCAGCGUCUAGAAGAACUGAAGAAAUUAAUCGCUGAACAGUCACUAAAAGACAGAGAAAGGGUUAAAUAUAGACAAGAAUUAUUGGAAAGGCGUUUGAUGGAGAAAAAGGAAGUGGCCCUUCAAGAAGCUCAUGAAGACAAAGAGAGAGCACGGCGGCUAGAAGCCCUUAGGAAACAGGUUGCUGUUGUUGCUCAAUUUGAUCCUGUUAGAAUGAUGUCAGAUACAAUGGCAUCAAAAGCUAGAAUGGGCAUUGAAAUUGAAGAAGAAUUUAUUCUUCAAAAGCCACUCUUCACAUUGAAUACAUACAAUGAACAGCAGAUAAUUUCUGACCCUAGACUUCGCUUCGAGUUAGCACUUCGAGAAGCUGGACUUCAUAGAACACUUUAUGCUAAAGAGAUAUUACCAAAAAUUAGUCCUCAAAAACCUCCAAGAAAGGACAUGGAGUCUACUGUAUUUAAAAUAUAGAGCUCAUCCUCAAAUUCUAUAUGUAAAGAGCAUUUUUCUUUGAAAACAUGUAUAUGGAUAAUAAUAAUUACUACUUUCUAAAAUGUUUGAAAUAUCAGACAUAGAAAUCAUAGCAUCUAUUAAAACAACUUUGCCUUUCUUUUGUGAUUCUUAGAAUUUUAUGCACUAUAUUUCCUGUAUCUUUAAGUUAUAUUUAAUAGUACUAAAUUCCCCCAAAUUAUGGAACUUAAUUAUGGCACAUAUAGUACUUAUACUAUAAUUUAGUAAACUACAUGUUGGAGGUUAUGUUAUCCUAUAAAAAGAGCUCAAAAUAACUUUGUGAGAAUUAUAAAUUAUGUAGCUGCUACCUGCUAAUGUUCAUUUCUGCUUGUUAUUUCAGAAUUUGACUUUUUAAUUAUGGAAGCUUCAUUAUCAUUAAUACUUCUAUUAUUUCUUGAUUAUUAUAAGAGGAGACUCAACCUUUCUCUAAAUUUAGAAACCAAUUUGGUACACCAUGUUUACUGCAAACCAAUCAUCCAAACAAUUUCAUUUUGCAAAUUAGCCCUUAAGAAUAAAUUAGAAAUUAGAAAUAGCAUUUCAAGCAUGGGAAUAUCUGUUUUGGUUUGGAAAUAUAUAUAUUUGUGUGAUUGUUUAGAAGAAAUAUUUAAAAUUUCAUAAUAUUUGGAAUGCUGUCAAAAAUUCCAAAUUAUCUAUUAAAUAUUUAGAUGAUUUUAUAGAAAAGGAGCAUUUAAAAUAAAACUCAAACAUAAAUAUUUGACUAUUUCUAAAAAAUAAUUUUUCAAGCAGAAUAACAAGUUAGUGUUGUUGAAAGUUGCCAUUGUUACAGUUAAGAUUACCCCACUCCUUUUUCUGUCUAUUGCAGCUCCCUGACAUUUCCCACCUACCUCCCAGGGGUUGCAGCCUCUGUGCAAUUACUGGAAUAAUGUAAAAAAAAAAAAGCCCAAUCCAACUAGUGGAAUCUUUGACUUUAUGAUUGUCCCCAACAUCAUGGAAAUAAAAAAUACAAGUACAGUCCCGUUAGAAUAAAUCUUCACAAAAGA
This is a messenger RNA of Homo sapiens (human), 3130 nucleotides long. It is a transcript of the gene CCDC148, whose product is annotated as coiled-coil domain containing 148. The transcript has 14 exons. NCBI's taxonomy places the organism in Eukaryota, Metazoa, Chordata, Mammalia, Primates, Hominidae. The record is from RefSeq and is marked validated. The coding region runs from base 315 to 2090 and encodes 591 amino acids.